Molecule: messenger RNA, 1200 nt
Organism: Seminavis robusta
Lineage: Eukaryota; Bacillariophyta; Bacillariophyceae; Naviculales; Naviculaceae
Source: the annotation of a GenBank genome assembly
UCUUGAUUGAUUCUUGCUUUUUCUUUUUCAGCGACGACAAUGGCGGCGACGGCGAUACCAUAAUCUAUCGAACCUACUACCGUAUUCUUUGAAGAACAAAAGCAAAACAAGAGAUAUCUGAACCAUGUCUAACGUUCCUUCUAUAUUCUCAGCCCCUCCAGGACAGGGCGGCAACAACAGCAGCAAUAACAACAAUAAUGGCUAUACCCCGUCUGCCGCCGCCAGUGGCUAUACCGGUACCUCUGCUGGCGGCUACACACCAUCAGCGGCAGCAAGCGCUAUACGCCCUCAACUGCGCCAGCGGCUAUACGCCUUCUGCAGCAGCAGGUGGAUAUACCCCUUCUGCGGCAGCAGGUGGCUAUACGCCUUCUGCUUCAGCGGGUGGAUCGCACGGAGGCGGAUACACUCCGUCCUCGGCGGCAAACAGCUACACUCCCUCUGCUGCAGCCUCGGGCUACUCUUCUGGAGGAACCUACACCCCAUCCUCAGCGGCGAGUGGUGGAUACUCUGCGGCAACUGGAUCCACAAACUACGGUGGCACCAGCAACCAGAAUACUGGAGGAUACGUUCCUUCGGCCACCGCCAUGAGCUACAAUCCAUCAGCUGCUGCUGGCGGUCCGGUUCAAAGUGGCAACACCAGCAACACUGGGGGAUACGUUCCUUCUACUGCUGCCACGAGCUACACACCUUCUACUGCCGCCACCAGCUACACACCUUCCAGUGCCGCCACUGCCAGUAGUGUCCCUGUUUCUGCUCCAGCGCCUGCAUUUAAUCAGGCGAUCAAUGCUCCCACAAACCGCGCCCCGGCUUACCCCCCGUCAGCCCCGCCUGCCUACAAGGAUCCAAAUGUGGCCCCAUCCUACCAAACAUUGUCCUCCUCCCCCAUUCCUCAUGUGACAGCGACACCAGCCAAUCCAUUCACAUCUAGUUUCUCGCAUGGCGGUGGUCCCACCCAAGGUGUCAUGUCACAGGCCCACGAUCCCGUGAAUUGCCACAAAAUCGACUAUGAAAUCAAGGGACAGGAAAUGCAGCUGGUCGAGGUUCAUUUGGAUCCACAGGAAACCGCCAUUGCCGAGGCUGGUGCCAUGAUGUAUCUCGAAGACGAUAUUGACUUCAAAACAAAGUUUGGGGAUGGAUCGGAACCCAAGCAAGGAUUCUUCAAAAAACUCAUGGCCGGUGCCGGGCGGCUUUUGACGGGUG